This is a messenger RNA of Salvelinus sp. IW2-2015, 1604 nucleotides long. The record is from RefSeq and is a predicted model, not a curated record. Lineage: Eukaryota; Metazoa; Chordata; Actinopteri; Salmoniformes; Salmonidae.
GAUGAUGAUGUUUUAGUUUGACCAUGGAGUUCAGCGCCUCAUCUGUGUUUGACCAGCAGAAAGAUUCUGCUGAAGAAGUGGAACUUAACGUUGUUUACCAAGCAGCCGCCAAUGGGGACGUCAACACAUUAACAGCAACCAUACGGGAGGAUCCCUCCAUUUUGGAGUACUGUGAUGGUGAAGGCUCCACCCCUUUGAUGCAUGCGGUGUCGGGGAGGCAGGUGGACACGGUGAAACUCCUGCUGAAGAUGGGUACCUCCAUCAAUACCCAGGAUGCCUGUGGAAGGACUUCGCUCUCCCUAGCGACAUAUCUGGGGUGGCUCGAAGGCUGYGUGUGUUUGCUGCGAAAUGGAGCCAAGCAGAACAUCCCCGAUAAAAACGGUCGCCUGCCUCUUCACGCAGCGACCGCUGAGAUCGACCUCAAACUCAUGGCAGUCCUGCUGCAGCAAUCGACUGCGUGUGAAAUCAACCACCAAGACAACGAGGGCAUGACUGCUCUUCAUUGGGCAUCUUUCCACAACCGUCCUGAGCAUGUGCAGGCUCUCCUGCAGAAAGGGGCGGAUCCCACACUCGUGGACAAGGACUUCAAGACAGCCCUCCAUUGGGCAGUGCAGAGUGGCAGCAGAUUCAUGUGUUCUCUCAUCCUGGAGCACCGCCUGGGCCCUCGGGUCAUCAACUACGACGACGAAAACGGCAAGACCUGCGUGCACAUCGCCGCUGCCGCUGGAUACAGCGACAUCCUCUAUGAGUUGGCGCGCUUUUCCGAGACCAACCUGCAGGCCCUGGAUGUGGACGAACGAACCCCCUCUUCAUUGGGCCGGGCAGCAGCGGGGAAGGAGGACUGUGUCCAGGCCUUACUGCAACUAGGGGUGGAGACGGGGCCCAGGGAUAUCAACGAGAACACACCGCUCACAUAUGCAAUGUACUGUGGCCACACUGCCUGCAUCAACUCCUCUCAGCUGACAACAGAUCCAAUUCAGCCAGAAAGCUGCCUUCCCAGGGCAGUGAUCCAUCCCAGCUGUCUUCUCAGGGCAGUGAUCCAUCCCAGCUGUCUUCUGAGGGCAGUGAUCCAUCCAGCUGUCUUUCUCAGGGCAGUGAUCCAUCCCAGCUGUCUUCUCAUGGGCAGUGAUCCAUCCCAGCUGCCUUCUCAGGGCACUGCUUCUCAGGGAGUGACACCGUCCCAGAAGAAGGAGGGCAAGUUCCUGCAUGCUCAACCAGAUCUUCUCCUGCAGAGGAAGGAGCACUACACGCCCCCAAAGAGAGCUGGGCCGCACGGACACCUGAGGAGGGAGACCUCAGAGGUGGAUGACAUCAUCACCAUGUUCGAUUGUCUGGCUGACUCCUCUUCGGCCAAGGAGCUUGAAAACGAAACGCUCCAAAGAGUCAGGAAACGGCCUUCGGUCGAAGCAGCGCAGAAACUCAAUCCACUCGACAUCCGGACGGCGAAGGACUACAAGGGACUGCCUCCUAUACGGACGCAAAGUCUUCCGCCCAUUCAAUCUGGGCACCGUCUUUGUUGGCCAUCUCCCAGAGUGCUGGGAGCAGAGUCAAGCCAGGGCCGAGGUCAACCACUUUGCACACCGCUCUCAGAAAAGCAAGAGUGA